AUGUGCGACUUCACCAAAAACUAUUACAUCUACACUUCUUGCACAGAUCCUGGGACGCAUUUCUGCAAAACUUCUAUAGAUGGAAGUCGCGAACAUGCCUGUCCUAAGGGUCCUCACGAACGCUAUAUCGUUCUCCCGGAAAGCUGCCCAUUGUGUUGUGGUUGA
This is a messenger RNA of Fusarium oxysporum Fo47, 165 nucleotides long. RefSeq lists its product as uncharacterized. The coding region runs from base 1 to 165 and encodes 54 amino acids. The record is from RefSeq and is a predicted model, not a curated record. The transcript is spliced from 2 exons. NCBI's taxonomy places the organism in Eukaryota, Fungi, Ascomycota, Sordariomycetes, Hypocreales, Nectriaceae.